AUGGAAUUAGGAAACAACACAAGAAUUUCAGAAUUUUUUCUUCAGGGAUUUUCAGAAGAUCCAGAACUGCAGCCCAUCAUAUAUGCACUUUUCCUGUCCAUGUACCUGAUUGCCAUGCUUGGGAACCUGCUCAUCAUCCUGGCCAUCAUCUCUGACUCCCAGCUGCACACACCCAUGUACUUCUUCCUCUCCAAUCUAUCCUUUGUGGACAUCUGUUUUACUUCCACCACCAUGCCCAAGAUGCUUGUGAACAUCCAGACACAGAGCAAGGUCAUUAGCUAUGCAGGCUGCAUAACCCAGAUGUACUUUUUUUUGCUUUUUGUAGAGUUGGACAACUUCCUCCUGGCUGUGAUGGCCUAUGACAGGUUUGUAGCCAUCUGUCACCCCCUACAUUACAUGGUCAUCAUGAACUGCCCACAUUGUAUGUUGCUGGUAUUGGUGUCCUGGGUUGUGAGUGUCCUACAUGCCUUAUUGCAAAGCCUGAUGGUGCUACAGUUGUCCUUCUGUACUGACUUGGAAAUCCCACACUUUUUCUGUGAACUUAAUCAGGUGGUCCAGCUCACCUGUUCUGAUACCUUUCUUAAUGACUUGGUAAUGUAUUUUGCACUUGUGCUGUUGGCAACUGUUCCCCUUGCUGGCAUCCUUUAUUCUUACUCUAAGAUAGCUUCCUCCAUACGUGGCAUCUCAUCAGCUCAAGGGAAGUAUAAAGCCUUUUCCACCUGUGCAUCUCACCUCUCAGUUGUCUCCUUAUUUUAUUGCACAGGUCUAGGUGUGUACCUUAGUUCUGCUGCAACCCAUAGCUCACAUUCAAGUGCAACAGCCUCGGUGAUGUACACUGUGGUUACCCCUAUGCUGAACCCCUUCAUCUACAGUCUUAGGAAUAAAGAUGUAAAGAGAGCACUGAAAAGACUUUCCAGAGGCAAAAUGUAA
Molecule: messenger RNA, 930 nt
Organism: Heterocephalus glaber (naked mole-rat)
Lineage: Eukaryota; Metazoa; Chordata; Mammalia; Rodentia; Bathyergidae
Product: olfactory receptor 7A17
Biological process (GO): G protein-coupled receptor signaling pathway
Cellular component (GO): membrane
Molecular function (GO): olfactory receptor activity; G protein-coupled receptor activity
Source: RefSeq, a predicted model, not a curated record